Messenger RNA from Ostreobium quekettii, 1692 nucleotides. The record is from the annotation of a GenBank genome assembly. Lineage: Eukaryota; Viridiplantae; Chlorophyta; Ulvophyceae; Bryopsidales; Ostreobiaceae.
AUGUUUCAGCUUAAGCUCCCCGAUAGAGCCAUUUUACAUGAAGGAUGGACUGGCAAUCUGUCAGAGGGAAACGACAUUGCGCUUCUGAAAUUGAAGAGCAAGUCCAAGCAUAUUCCAGUCAGUCUUCCUACGACAUUUCACAAGCUACCGCUUGGUGGCAGUCUUGUAGCUCUUGGGUGGGGUGUUGGAUCUGGUGAGCAUCUUCAACAAGCAGCCACAUUGAAAGUCAUCGAGAAUGAAGUCUGCAGUGGUGAGGAUGUUUGGGGAGACAUCAUAGUCGACUCCAUGAUCUGCGCAUUCAGCCCCGAAGGGCAAGAUGUUUGUUCAGGAGACAGCGGAAGUCCGCUCCUGGAGGCAUUCUCGCCCAUGGGAAACAUUUCCGCAGGGAGCCCGGCCCUGGACGUCGCCAUCGGCAUCACGUCAUUUGGGCAAGAGUCUCGCAAUUGCGGCGACGCAGAGCGGCCCAGUGUGUUCACAAGGCUGAGCAGUUUUCGUCUCUGGAUAGAUUCCAAGAUCAAGGGGAAGGAGUUGCCACCUCCCACCGCACCCACGCAGGCAGAGACGCCUGCAUCUCCUUCCUCAGAAAUGGCGCCAUCGACGGUACCUGAAGAGCAGGGAAACAGGUCAGUAGAGCCGCCACAGGAAUCACCCGAUCAAGGUCCAGGAGAGCCACCAGAAGAUGCCAUACCCGAUAAACCGACAGUUGCGCCCCCAGAGGGAAUCGGACGCAUCUGCGAUGGGGAAGGAAAUUUCAGAGAAGAGGUCAUCUCCGGCUCCUACACAGCAAUGGGCACCAAUCCCGAAGGCUCGGACCCAACAAGCUACAGCGGGAUUGUGACCUUGGGCCUCGCUGAGGAUGGCAUUUUCCGGCAGGCUUGGCUGAUUGGCAAGUCUGACUACAGAGGCACGGGGGUGCUUGUCGGCGACGUUCUCGCGGUGGACUGGGGUGCCAAAUUUCCAGUGAAUUAUCAGGUGCAGUGCAACGGCACGCUGGUGGGGACGUGGGCCAAUGGACUGGCGAGUGAGACCUUGACCCCAUCGGGCUGCGAAGGGGAGGCGAUUCAACCGGGCGACCUGGCUGGUUCGUACACAGUCAGGGGGACGAACCCAUCUUCCAUAGGGACUCUGGACGAUCCAUACGAAGGUGUUGCAACGGUAAUGGAAGAAACUCCCAAUUUCUAUCGAAUUAGCUGGCGGGUCGGUGCAGGCGCGACUGCGACCAUGAGCUCAGGCACAUUUGCGCUUGAGGGAAAAACUGUCAGUGUGGACUGGGGCGACAUUGAAAGGUACCCAACUGUCUACGACCGGCAUUGCGGGAGGGGCAUCUUGCUCGGAAUCUGGGCGGAUGGCAAAGGCACAGAGACUCUGCUGCCUAUUGAGUGCGGCCGAGAGGUUGGAAGGGACCUGUCUGGCAGCUAUGACGUCUUUGUGGUUGGAACUGAUGGGAUUGUGCAGGCAGGCACAGAGGUACUUGAAGCGGGGGUCGGGGACGAGUACACUUUGGUUCGCACAAUCGACACAAGAAAUGUAACAGGCCAAGGUAGCCUGGAGGGCAGCACCAUGGUGGUAGGGUGGAGCGAGGGACCGGCAGCCACCUUUGCUGUGGACUGGUGUGGAGGUUUUCUGCUUGGGGUUUGGGAUGAUGGGGAAGGCUUCAAUGUGACAAAGGAGCACUUAGUGCGACGAGCAUAA